AUGCUCCUCAACCUUCUCGUGAAGUCGCGAAAACUUCGCAUGAUCCACGUGAAAUACUUAAGUGUGGGCAGAAAAAAUGACCCCCACCACCUCAUAAGAGACAAUAAUAAGAAUCCCUCGGGAGAAAAUGACCACUGUGUAAAUUACAACUUAAGUGAGGAGAAUACUGAAAUGUGGUCAAUUAAAUUAGGGGAAAAAGAAAAAAUAAGAAUAAAUGAAACGUCCAUUAAUGAAACGACCCCGAAUGAAAUGACCCCUAGUGAAAGGACCCCCAAUGAAACAACCCCGAAUGAAACGACCCCGAAUGAAACGACCCCUAGUGAAACUUCCCCGAAUGAAACCUCCUUUUUUUUACCAGGAAACAAGAUUAGUGCAAAUGAAUGGAGACACAAUUUUCAGCAUGACAAGGAAAAUUCAAGAAAAGGAAAAGAAACGACCAAUGUGUGUUUACAAAAUAAUGAAAACACUACCUUUGGAAGGAGAAAUAAGAAAUUAAGCAAAUUAAGGGAAUUCAAAAUAGCUACUCAUGGAGGAUGGAAACAUCGCCUUAGGAACGUUAUAAAUGUAGAAUUUACUGAUUCAGAUAUCACGACUAAUUACAAAACUGACAAAGGUGAAGGGAAAUAUGAAAACGUAGAGAAAAUAUAUGUCUCUAGAGGAGUAAAAGAAGAAAGGAAUGAUAUAAUUGUGUCCAAUGUGGAAAGAAUGAAGUCCGAGUGCAAAAAUGCAAAAGGGGAAUCAGUUGAAGGGAGUACAUAUACAUCUUACACAUAUUGUGAUAAUUCUAACACAUCAACUGCACCUCGUAGUAGCGAUAAAGAAUAUGCUUCACACAUGCUUUUAAACACUCUGUAUGAGCUUAUCGAAAGAAAAAUAGACAUAAAUGAAAAUACAGCAGAAGAACUAAACGAACAAAUGAAUAAUAUCAUCGAGGGAGAGAAGGAUCUGAAAAUGAUAUUUUUACUUUUACACACUAUGAACAGAUUAGUCUGCAUACAUAAAUAUGUUAAGAAGUUAUCUCCAAAGAUAUACAAAGUACAAGAUAGUGAAUUACUUUCUAUAAUAUUACGAAUAACUGUGAAUUCACAUUAUAAGGAUAAUGAAUUAUUUCACUUUAUUUUGACCAAGUUAAAAGAACACAUUAAAUUAGGUACGUGCACAACGCUAGCUAUAAGUAAUUCAUUAUACAGCUAUGCAAAUAUGUAUAAAAGAAAUUUAAUUCAGAUGCAAGACAAUAUACCAAUAGAUGAAAUUAUUCAAAUAAUUAUGAAUUAUUACAAUUCUUUUUCGUUUGUACAACUUCUUGAAAUUAUUGAUGCAUGUUCAUACUUUUCCUCUUCCAAAGAAGAAUUAUUAAAUGAAAAAACAAAAAACAUAGGUAAGGAUCGUUUACAAAAAAGUUUAGCAAAACUGUUGACAAAAAUAGGGAACUAUUUUAUAUCCAUGAAUAUUGGUAAAACGGUUCCUUUUAAGAAUAUUAAAGAGGUAGUUUAUUCAUAUGCAAAAUGUAAAAUAUAUCAUGAGAAACUACUUUUGCAUCUGUAUCCCCCAAUAUUGAAAAGUAUAAAGGGAUACAAUCUAGACAUUAGUAGAAGACAUGAAUUGUGUAAUAAAUACAUGGAAAGAAAUAUUACAUUAGAGGAAGACCAUGAAAGAGAUAUUAUAGUGAAUGGUAUGCAUACGAAUGGGGAGAAACUUAAGCAGACGGAAAGAGUUGAUGAUCAGAAAGUAAUACAUGAAGCUGUAAAAGAUGUAACAACCAUUUUAUAUGCAUACAGUAAAUUUUACAUGUACAUAGAUGAAUUGUAUAAUGAAAUAUUAUUGCUUUUACAACAUGUGUACAAAUAUAUGAACUGUUCAGAAUUAUCACAAUGCUUAAUAUCGUUAUCUAAAUUGCAUUGUAAUAUUAGAAUACUUUUAUCAAAAGUUCAUAUGGAACGAUUUAAUAUUCAGGGAAAUUUGUAUAGAAAUUUUUUUGCUUGUUGUACCCCUUUCGAUUUAAUGAAUUUUCUUUUAAGUUUUAGCAAAAAUUUAUAUUUUGAAAAGGGUGUAUAUGAUGUUAUUGCUGAUCUGCUUAUAAGAGAAAAAAAAAUUUAUUCAUUAGAAGCUGAUGAUUUGAUAAAUAUCAUACAUGCGUAUAGCAAAGUUUAUUAUUUGGAUAGUAAAGUAUUUUCCAUGGUAGAUAAAAUUUUGUGUGAAAGAAUUGAUAAUAAUUCCAAUUAUUUAUCACCCGAACAAGCAAUCAAAUAUUUAAAUUCUUGUGCAAAAUUGUUAUAUAAAAAUGAAAACAUUAUUUAUAAAAUUAUCGAAAUUAUACACAAAAAGAAUUUUAUCAAUAUACAAAUUUUUGAUUUGUUUAAAAUUCUCAAGAGUGCCAAAAGGCUCAACUUGUCAUUCCAACGCUUGGAAACACACAUCAGAAUGCUUGUCCCAAAUCUUACCUUCGAUUUCAGCACGUAUAGAAAUCACUACUACAGAGACCCCAAAGAUCUUCACAUGCGGAAAAAGAAGUGGGUAUGGUAG
Plasmodium gonderi is the source of this 2523-nucleotide messenger RNA. RefSeq lists its product as hypothetical. Lineage: Eukaryota; Apicomplexa; Aconoidasida; Haemosporida; Plasmodiidae. The record is from RefSeq and is a predicted model, not a curated record. The transcript has a single exon. The coding region runs from base 1 to 2523 and encodes 840 amino acids.